AUGGCUUCCCUUGCUUCCUCUCUGAAAGAUCCCAGCCUCGUUGUCGAGAAGGCCUACAUCGACGGCCAGUGGGUAGCAUCCGAGUCCAACAAGACCUUUGUGGUUCGCAACCCCGCCACUGAAGCGGUCAUUGGAUCGUGCCCAGAGUGCAGCACGGACGAUCUGAACGCCGCCGUGCGCGCCGCAUCCGCCGCAUUUCCCAGCUGGAGAGCGCAGUCCGGCCGGGCGCGCGGCCGCAUCCUCCGGAAAUGGUUCGACCUCAUCGUCGAGAACAAGGUCGACAUCGGCAAGAUGAUCACGGCCGAGAACGGCAAAGCCACGGGCGACGCCGAGGGCGAGGCGCUGUUCGCGUCGAGCUUCUUCGAGUGGUUCUCCGAGGAGGCGCCCCGGCUCUACGGCGACGUCGUCCCGCACAGCAACCCCAGCGCGCGGACGCAGAUCCUCAAGCAGCCCAUCGGCGUCUGCGGGCUCAUCACGCCCUGGAACUUUCCCCUGGCCAUGGGCGCCCGCAAGAUCGCCGCCGCCCUGGCCGCCGGCUGCACCGUCGUGCUCAAGCCGGACGGCCUCACGCCUUUUUCGUCCAACGCGCUCGCGGUGCUGGGCGAGCGUGCGGGCGUGCCAAAGGGCGUCUUCAACGUCGUCACGGCGCUCGACAACACGCCCCAGCUCGGCCUCGCCAUGUGCGAGUCCGACAUCAUCAAGAAGAUCUCCUUCACCGGCUCGACCCGCGUCGGCCGCCUCCUGAUGGCGCAGUCGAGCCAGUCGCUCAAGAAGCUCAGCCUCGAGCUAGGCGGCAACGCUCCCUUCAUCGUCUUCGACGACGCCGACGUUGAGACAGCCAUCACAAGCACGUUAAUCAGCAAGUUCAAGGUCACAGGCCAGACUUGCGUGUGCGCCAACCGUAUCUACGUGCAGAAUGGCAUCUACAACCGCUUCUGCCAGCGGCUGGUCGAGGAGGUCAAGAAGCUGCGUGUUGGUAAUGGGGCUCACGAAGGCGUCACACACGGCCCGCUGACGAUCGGUGUUGAGAAGACUGAGGACCACGUCCGCGACGCCGUCGGCAAGAAGGCUACUGUGUUGCUUGGUGGCAAGCGCCUACACAGCCUCGGGAAGAACUUCUUCGAACUGACCGUCCUCGGCGAUGUCGAUGACAGCAUGAAGGUCAUGCACGAGGAGACGUUCGGGCCCCUGGCUGCCGUGAGCAGGUUCGAGACGGAGGACGAGGUCAUCGAGCGCGCCAACAAGGUCGAUGUGGGCUUGGCCUCGUACGUCAUGACUUCCGACUUGUCGCGGUACUACCGCGUCUCCGAGAGGUUGGAGUUCGGCAUGGUUGCUAUCAACACUGGUGUCAUAUCAGACGCUGCAGCUCCAUUCGGCGGCAUCAAGCAAUCUGGCUUCGGCCGUGAAGCAAGCAAAUACGGAUGUGAUGAUUACUUAGUAUACAAGACCGUCAUUACAGGUGGCAUCAACACUGUUUACAGCAAAAUGUAG
This is a messenger RNA of Lasiodiplodia theobromae, 1491 nucleotides long. Its product is annotated as Succinate-semialdehyde dehydrogenase. NCBI's taxonomy places the organism in Eukaryota, Fungi, Ascomycota, Dothideomycetes, Botryosphaeriales, Botryosphaeriaceae. The transcript has 2 exons. The coding region runs from base 1 to 1491 and encodes 496 amino acids. The record is from RefSeq and is a predicted model, not a curated record. Gene Ontology annotation, molecular function: succinate-semialdehyde dehydrogenase (NAD+) activity.